Molecule: messenger RNA, 994 nt
Organism: Erythranthe guttata (spotted monkey flower)
Lineage: Eukaryota; Viridiplantae; Streptophyta; Magnoliopsida; Lamiales; Phrymaceae
Product: RNA-binding protein csdA
Cellular component (GO): cytoplasm
Molecular function (GO): mRNA binding
Source: RefSeq, a predicted model, not a curated record
CUCUUCACAAAUAACAGCCUUCCCCUCAUAAUGCCUACUACAUAAAACCCUGAAAAUGGGCACCGAAUACAGAAUAGUACAGAAUACUCUUUUUACAACAAUAAUGCAUAAAGAAUCAUGCAUAAAGGCACCAUUAUUGACUUGCAUUUUCUUCAAAUUUAAUUAAAUUAUUAAACAAUUUUCAUGCAUGUUUUAGUUUCCUCAUGCAAAAGAACACAAAUAUCUUUAGUAUAUUAGUUACUACUAUAUAUAUAACCCCAUAUAACACCCAAUUCUCCAAUUCACCAAUUACUUUCAAACACACACAUAUUUCGAGAAAAUCAAAUACUCGAUCGAUUAGACGGAAAAAAAAAGAAAAAAGAAUCAUGAGCAGAAUGGAAGGAGGAGACUGGAUGUGCAAUGCAUGCCAGCACAUCAACUUCAAGAAACGGGAUUCUUGCCAGCGUUGCGGCUGCCCCAAGUUCGCUACUUCAGCCCAAAUAUCGUCGUAUUCGAUGCAGAAGAUCAGUACAGAUCAACAAACGUUGGCCGGAGAUUGGUACUGUGGCGCCAUGAACUGCAGGACCCACAAUUACGCGAGCAGAGGUGCGUGCUAUAGGUGCGGUGCUUCAAAGGACUAUUGCGGUUAUGGGGCCGAAGUUAUUGCGUCGGCCGGUUAUGCGUAUGAUGCCAUUCCCGGUUGGAAAACCGGUGACUGGAUUUGCUCAAGAUUAGGAUGCAGCACGCACAAUUACGCUUGCAGGAUCGAAUGCUACAAAUGCAGGAUGCCUAGAGAUUGUGGAGGACAAAUGUGAGAAGAUUGGAAUGAGGAGAGCAGCUUUUUUGCAAGUUUAAUUUUAUUUUUCGAGAGCUUCUUUUUAUCGUACUUCUUCGAUCUGGUGUUGUUUCGGUGAUUUCUCUGUAAACUUGCAUUGUUUGAUGCAAAAUUAAAAAAAAAAAUGUACUUGCAUCAUGAGUGAAGCUAAUGAAAUCUCAAUCUUCGUUUGUGUGCAAA